UAUAUAUAGUAUCUGUAAUUUUUGAAAUUGAUUUCCAGAUGGAAUCCAGAAGUAGCACGUGUGAUAGGUCUAAAUGAUUCAGUUAUUACAACUUUUCCUGAAUUACGAGAACAGUUGUUGGAGUUGAUUGAUUGUUUCAUAGCACAUAGAGCAGAAGUUAAUGUUUAUCUCGGAGACACACCUGCUCUUAUCCGUUUGCUUUUCACAUAUCCUGAUCUUGAACUUACUGAAAAACUGAUCCAAGCUGGAGCAGACAUUACAUCAACAGAUUCUCAUGGAAAUACUCCAUUAAUGGCUCUGUGCCGUCCAAAUUGGAAACUUCAAAAUAAAUUACAUAGAGAAGAGCAUUUAAAAGAUGUGUUGAAAUAUCUUUUGCAGUUUACAACAUUAGAUCUUAAUUAUGUUAACUGCAUGAACCAGAGUGCUCUAUGGUAUCUAUUUUGUACAAGCAGUUUAAAUUUGGCAAAUACUCUAAUUGAAGCUAAUGCAGAUCCUUCUAUUGCUGGAGUUGGAUACACUCCUUGUGGCCCUUGUCUGUCUUCUCCAGAUGUAUUAAUUGGUGGACGAAUACCAGCAGUCUUGAUGUCAUUAACAAGAACCUUAAAGUCAAGUUUUGUUUAUAGAGAUGAAUGGAAAGCAGGGGAACUUCCAUUUACUGUAUCAGAAGAACUAUCAGCUCUUGUUGAUUCAGGAUUGCUAAAUAAAUACUUUGAUAAAUUAGAACGAUCGUUAUUUGAAUUACUUCAAUGGAAUCACUACAUCAAUAUGCAUUUUACUACCCUGGAAAAAUUGCUGAAUAAAAAUUUUAUUAUUCCUAGUCUACUGGGCAAAACAUCUCUCACUCUUAGACAGAGAUGCGCUCGAACUAUAUUUAGUUGCUGUUUGGAUCAUCUCACUGCGAAAUAUGGUGUAUAUAAAGAAGAAACCGACGAGAAAGAAAUUACAAAAAUGGACCAAAGUUGUUACCUUAAUUCAGAUAAUCAUAUCGAAAAUGACACUCAAUUGGAAAGUAUUCCGGAAGAUGUGACUUGUGCUCCGUAUCAAGCCAGAGAGAAUAAUAUACUUCACAUUAAAUCAUUAUUUAUGCAAAAAUUGUUUCAAAUUAAAUGUGAAGAUCUAAUCGAUCUGGUAAAGAAACUGUGUCUUCCACUACCAUUUUCCACUUUUUUAAAUUUUGAGCUGUAUCGGUGGAAAUUACUUUUGCUACUAGCAAAUAGUCAUUACGACCGUUUGUCAUGUUACUGCGAAAUCAUAAGCAACGUAGAUUCCACCAGUGAUUCGGACAUAUCUCCUAACACUUCUUCCAUAGAAGUUCCAGAAGAACUUCUUUUUGAGCAAGUCGACACAGACGAGGAUGAAAUUGAUACCGAUGGAUACGAAGGUUACGACAACGAAGAUGACAACGAUAGUGAAGAUGAUCUUAUGAUAUCCAUAAGAAGCAAGAGACGAAUUCAAUUAUUGAAUGAAGAAAAUGGUUACAUGAUGUAAUCGUUUCACUACACGGUACUCUUGUUUAUAUAAUUAGUUCUUUUAAUGUGAUGAUAAAAUUCAUAUUAAAAAUAUUUUAUUAACAGUUCUGGUGCUUCGUACAUUGACUAGAAUUACACUAAUUUUGUAUAAAUACAAAUUAAUGUUUAAAGUUUUUUAAAGCUCGAAUUAAAAUACUUUCAAUAUUUUA
Molecule: messenger RNA, 1678 nt
Organism: Centruroides sculpturatus (bark scorpion)
Lineage: Eukaryota; Metazoa; Arthropoda; Arachnida; Scorpiones; Buthidae
Exons: 5
Coding region: 292-1488 (398 amino acids)
Source: RefSeq, a predicted model, not a curated record